This is a messenger RNA of Lingula anatina, 6097 nucleotides long. RefSeq lists its product as uncharacterized. Gene Ontology annotation, molecular function: calcium ion binding; heparin binding. Gene Ontology annotation, cellular component: extracellular region. NCBI's taxonomy places the organism in Eukaryota, Metazoa, Brachiopoda, Lingulata, Lingulida, Lingulidae. The record is from RefSeq and is a predicted model, not a curated record.
UUAGUACUAGUAUAUGGGACGAAUGUCACCUGUACAAAGUAAUGGAAAGCGGGCUACUGUUCCUAGCGGACUAUCAUUUCUGUCACACCGGCCUCCUCUGUUCCGGUCGAGAUUGGAACAGUAUAUACCGGCGCUGGUGACAUGUAUACAUUUUGAAGUGAACAGGAUCUGGCGUAUAUUAUAAGGUGUGACAGUAAUCUCGCUUUCUCACUCCGAUCUUAUCACAGUGACAAUCGGGACACGUGACACUAGUAACCACUUUAUUUACGUCCUUCAUUUCGUUGUAUCGCCACCAUCUGUGACGUACAUUCGUUGUCCGUAUAUCCUUGCCUCAACACGCGUAUAUAAACUGACCUCUCCCGGAGAAAAGCAGUUGCGAGGAGACAGCGGUGAAAAGCGGACCAACGUCGAAAGAAACGUGCAAAAUAUUUUUUUUCUCAAAAACAAGACUAGCUGAGAAGCUUCAAAAGUGUCGUCAUUUAAGUGAAGAUAAGAGAGUCGACAGACAGUGAGCGAAGAAAAGAAGCUUGGAAAACAAUAAAGAUGAAGAUGCUGUCUAGCAUUCUGCUGAACUUUAUAUUUGUUGCCAUAGCAACAGUGAAUGGAGCCUCCAUGUCAUUUUCGUACUCGCAAGUGCGAACGAAGCGCUCCCUGGCGGCUCCGUGUAGCCAGUGUCCGGAGAAUUUGUUCAGUGCUUCUGAGAAGGAAGAGAUGCUCAACUACCACAAUGAGGCCAGGAGGAUGGUACAACCGCAAUCCUCCAAUAUGAAACAGAUGAUGUGGGACCCAGAUCUGGCGGACUGCGACGGCCAAGACUACAUAAACCAGUGCAUCUACGCCCACGCCCACGCGGACCUGACCCCCUACCAGAACCAAGGGUGCACGUUUGACUUCGCCGGCCAGUACGUGGGGCAGAACCUCUACGUCUCCUGCAGCACCGUCAACAACAAGCCGUCUAACCUCACUGGCUUAGCUCUGCAGUCCUGGUUUAACGAGAACCAGUUUUACAACUACGCCACGGACACAUGUGACACCAAUAAAGUCUGUGGACACUACACACAGGUGGCAUGGGCCAAUUCUUUUAGACUGGGUUGUGCGUAUUCUGCGUGUCAAGGUGUUUCCCCCUGCGGAGCCCAGUUUCCAUAUUACUGGAUCGUCGUCUGUAAUUACUACCCCGGUGGCAAUUAUCAGGGACAGAGCCCCUAUAAUUCUGGCACACCCUGUAGCAAUUGUCCAAGCAAUCAGUAUCUAGCUAACCCCUGCAAUAAUGGACUAUGUGUCACUGAGACAGAAUGUGAGAUCUCCGGAGGCUGCGGAGGUGGCGCUACAGACGAAUGUGCCGCCGGCACGCACAACUGUGAUGCUAACGCAGACUGCACUGACACUGCCGACGGUUUUACCUGUGCAUGCAGAGCUGGUUAUACUGGGGACGGUCAGACGUGUACAGAUAUCAAUGAAUGCACUGAAAAUACCGACAACUGCCAUGCAAAUGCUCAAUGUACCAACACUAACGGCGGCUUUUCUUGCGCAUGCUCAUCCGGGUAUUCCGGAGAUGGAGUCACGUGCACAGAUAUCAAUGAAUGCACUGAAAAUACCGACAACUGCCAUGCAAAUGCUCAAUGUACCAACACUGACGGCGGCUUUUCUUGCGCAUGCUCAUCCGGAUAUUCGGGAAAUGGGAUCACGUGUACAGAUAUCGAUGAAUGCGCUGCAAGUGGGCCCAGCCCCUGUGUCGCCAACGCUGACUGCACUAACACUGUGGGAAGCUUUACCUGUGCUUGCAGCGCUGGCUAUACUGGGGAUGGCUCUAGCUCGUGUACAGACAUCGAUGAAUGCGCCGCAAACACCGACAACUGUGACGAAAACGCCCAGUGUACAAACACUGUUGGCAGCUUUACGUGCGCUUGUACAUCCGGGUAUUCGGGAGAUGGGGUCACUUGCACAGACAUCGAUGAAUGCGCUGCAAGUGGACCCAGCCCUUGCGCCGCCAACGCUGACUGCACUAACACUGUGGGAAGCUUUACCUGUGCCUGCAGCGCUGGCUAUACUGGGGAUGGCUCUAACUCGUGCACAGACAUCGAUGAAUGCGCCGCAAACACCGACAACUGUGACGAAAACGCCCAGUGUACAAACACUGUUGGCAGCUUUACGUGCGCUUGUACAUCCGGGUAUUCGGGAGAUGGGGUCACUUGCACAGACAUCGAUGAAUGCGCUGCAAGUGGACCCAGCCCUUGCGCCGCCAACGCUGACUGCACUAACACUGUGGGAAGCUUUACCUGUGCCUGCAGCGCUGGCUAUACUGGGGAUGGCUCUAACUCGUGCACAGACAUUGAUGAAUGCGCAGCAAACACCGACAACUGUGACGAAAACGCCCAGUGUACAAACACUGUCGGCAGCUUUACGUGCGCUUGUACAUCCGGGUAUUCGGGAGAUGGGGUCACUUGCACAGACAUCGAUGAAUGCGCUGCAAGUGGGCCUAGCCCCUGUGCCGCCAACGCUGAUUGCACUAACACUGUGGGAAGCUUUACCUGUUCCUGCAGCUCUGGCUAUACUGGGGAUGGCUCUAACUCGUGCACAGACAUUGAUGAAUGCACCGCAAACACUGAUAACUGCAAUGCUAAUGCUCAGUGUACAAACACUGUCGGCAGCUUUACUUGUGCGUGUACAUCCGGGUAUUCGGGAGAUGGGGUCACUUGCACAGACAUCGAUGAAUGUGCUGCCAGUGGACCCAGCCCCUGUGCCGCCAACGCUGACUGCACUAAUACUGUGGGAAGCUAUACCUGUUCUUGCAGCGCUGGCUAUACUGGAGAUGGCUCUAACCCGUGCACAGACAUUGAUGAAUGCGCUGCAAACACCGAUAACUGCAAUGCAAACGCCCAGUGUACAAACACUGUCGGCAGCUUUACUUGUGCGUGUACAUCCGGGUAUUCAGGAGAUGGGGUCACGUGCACAGAUAUCGAUGAAUGUACUGAAAACUCUAACAACUGUGCUGACGACGCUACCUGCACUAACACAGUAGGAGGUUUCACUUGUGCCUGCAAUGCAGGGUUUUCCGGAGACGGGACAUCUUGUACAGAUAUAGACGAGUGCUCAGCGGGGACAGAUAAUUGCCAUGACGACGCUGACUGCACCAACACUGCUGGCAGCUUCACGUGCACCUGCAGACCUGGUUUUAUUGGGGACGGGGUCACGUGUACAGCCGAUGUGGAUGAAUGUGCCGCUGGUACCCACACCUGCGUUACCAACGCUGACUGCACAAAUACCCUGGGAAGCUUUACCUGUGCCUGCAGUGCUGGCUUUACUGGGGAUGGCUAUACGUCGUGCACAGACAUCGAUGAAUGCGCCGCAAACACCGAUAACUGCAAUGCAAACGCCCAGUGUACAAACACUGUCGGGAGUUUUACAUGCGCUUGUACAUCCGGGUAUACGGGAGAUGGGGUCACAUGCACAGAUGUCAAUGAAUGCACUGAAAAUACCGACAACUGCCAUGCAAAUGCUCAAUGUACAAACACUGUCGGUGGCUUUACUUGCGCAUGCUCAUCCGGGUAUUCUGGGGAUGGGGUCACGUGCACAGACAUCGAUGAAUGCACAGAAAAUACCGACAACUGCCAUACAAAUGCUCAAUGUACAAACACUGACGGCGGCUUUUCUUGCGCCUGCACAUCCGGGUAUUCUGGAGAUGGGGUCACGUGCACAGACAUCGAUGAAUGCGCUGGAAGUGGACCCAGCCCCUGUGCCGCCAACGCUGACUGCGCUAACACUGUGGGAAGCUUUACCUGUUCCUGCAGCGCUGGCUAUACUGGGGAUGGCUCUAGCUCAUGUACUGACAUCGAUGAAUGCGCAGCAAACACCGAUAACUGUGACGAUAACGCCCAGUGUACAAACACUGUUGGUAGCUUUACGUGCGCUUGUACAUCCGGGUAUACUGGGGAUGGAGUCACGUGUACAGAUGUCAAUGAAUGCACUGAAAAUACCGACAACUGCCAUGCAAAUGCUCAGUGUACAAACACUGACGGCGGCUUUUCUUGCGCAUGCUCAUCCGGGUAUUCUGGUGACGGGGUCACGUGCACAGAUAUCAAUGAAUGCACUGAUAAUACCGACAACUGUCAUGCAAAUGCUCAAUGUACAAACACUGACGGCGGCUUUUCUUGCACGUGUGCAUCCGGGUAUUCUGGGGACGGGGUCACAUGCACAGAUAUCGAUGAAUGUACUGAAAACUCUGACAACUGUGCUGACGACGCUACCUGCACUAACACAGUAGGAGGUUUCACUUGUGCCUGCAAUGCAGGGUUUUCCGGAGACGGAACAUCUUGUACAGAUAUAGACGAGUGCUCAGCGGGGACAGAUAAUUGCCAUGACGACGCUGACUGCACCAACACUGCUGGCAGCUUCACGUGCACCUGCAGACCUGGUUUUAUUGGGGACGGGGUCACGUGUACAGCUGACGUGGACGAAUGUGCCGAUGGUAAUCACACCUGUGCCGCCAACGCUGACUGCACUAACACUGUGGGAAGCUUUACCUGUGCCUGCAGCACUGGCUAUACUGGGGAUGGCUAUACCUCGUGCACAGAUAUAGAUGAAUGCGCAACCAACACCGACAACUGCCAUGACGAGAGAGCCACCUGUACGAACACCGACGGCGGGUUUUCAUGCGCAUGUAUAUCCGGGUAUUCGGGAGACGGGGUCACGUGCACAGCAAUCAACGUGUGCGAAGCCACCCCCGAUAUUUGUGGUCCAAACGGUGCAUGCAGGAUCCGACGCGGAAGGUACACUUGUCGCUGUCGCAGAGGAUAUCGGUUCACCAAUGGCACCUGUGAAGAUAUCGACGAGUGUGCCCUGGACGUGUGCCGCCCCCGUAACGUCAGCACGUGUACUAAUACAGAGGGAGGGUACACUUGCGGCUGUCCAGACGGCUACCGACUCAGGCGACGCCGCUUUUGUGUCCCGAGAAGAGGCCUUGGCGGACGGCCUGGCGGACGGCCUGGUAGAGGGCCUGGUAGAGGGCGGGAUUAUAUCGAUGAAUGUACUGAAAACUCUGACAACUGUGCUGACGACGCUACCUGCACUAAUACAGUAGGAGGUUUCACUUGUGCCUGCAAUGCAGGGUUUUCCGGAGACGGAACAUCUUGUACAGAUAUAGACGAGUGCUCAGCGGGGACAGAUAAUUGCCAUGACGACGCUGACUGCACCAACACUGCUGGUAGCUUCACGUGCACCUGCAGACCUGGCUUUAUUGGGGACGGGGUCACGUGUACAGCUGACGUGGACGAAUGUGCCGAUGGUAAUCACACCUGUGCCGCCAACGCUGACUGCACUAACACUGUGGGAAGCUUUACCUGUGCCUGCAGCUCUGGCUAUACUGGGGAUGGCUAUACCUCGUGCACAGAUAUAGAUGAAUGCGCAGCCAACACCGACAACUGCCAUGACGAGAGAGCCACCUGUACGAACACCGACGGCGGGUUUUCAUGCGCAUGUAUAACUGGGUAUUCGGGAGACGGGGUCACGUGCACAGCAAUCAACGUGUGCGAAGCCACCCCCGAUAUUUGUGGUCCAAACGGUGUAUGCAGGAUCCGACGCGGAAGAUACACUUGUCGCUGUCGCAGAGGAUAUCGGUUCACCAAUGGCACCUGUGAAGAUAUCGACGAGUGCGCCCUGGGCGUGUGCCGCCCCCGUAACGUCAGCACGUGUACUAAUACAGAGGGAGGGUACACUUGCGGCUGUCCAGACGGCUACCGACUCAGGCGACGCCGCUUUUGUGUCCCGAGAAGAGGCCCUGGCGGACGGCCUGGCGGACGGCCUGGUAGAGGGCGGGAUUAAAUGACGCCACGUGCAACUGCUUGUUUAAAUCAGAUCAACAAUUAGAUUGUGAUCGGUCAGAAAUUAAAUACUUGGUAUUAUUUUUAAAGCUUGUGACAUAAUGUUAAUUUUGUUUUGGUAGUAUUGUGACGUCGAAAUCGAGAAAUCGGUUAUGCGUAGUAAUGUCAUUCUGGAUAUUAUACUUUGAGACCAAAGGUGACUUUAAUUUUUAUUUUCAAGAACUAUUCAGUUAUUGUAAAUCCUGAAGAAAUAAAAAAUGACCUUUGCUGGUCAAAUGUCA